UCAUUCUGCAUGAAAGCUGCAUGCUUCCUGGUCUGCUGAGUUUCUCUCCAGUUCUUGGACUACCGGACCAAUCGUAGAUGUGUUUUUUUUUCAUGUUUCAACUUGGCAGAGGGUCGCUUGAAUUGACCUGCUCAUUCCAUAACCACCAGCGGAUACUUUGAGGCAGUUUUUAACACCCCAAAAGGACAAUGCCUCGGUCUUUCUUGGUUAAAAAGUACUUUGCCAAACAAAAGCCAAACUACAGUGAACUGGAAUAUCAAAAUGAUUCGUCACUGGACAGGAAUCCUCUCGCCGAGCUCUCGUCGGGACACAACACUUCCACGGCCACCUGCCUGACAACCGGCCUGGUGUGGGACCUCAGCGUUCUGCCGACGCUCUACUUACCCGCCUCCCAAACGGAGCCCUCCGCCACCCCGGGCCCUUUGGACCUUAGCUCCCCGUCCAGCCUCAGCAGCAACGCCAGCAGCAGCGGCGAGGAGGACGAAGGCCGCACUUCGGACCCCCCCAGCCCGGAACCGGUGCACACGUACGCACCGCGUCAACGAAUGAAAUGCACGGGUGUCAUGGCCCACGCCGGCCCUCCGGAGGAAGAAGAGGAACGGGAGGCCCCCGUGACAGCAACCAGGCCCGCGUUCCUUUGCAAGCACUGCCCCAAAGAGUACACCAGCCUGGGGGCGCUCAAGAUGCACAUCCGCUCGCAUACUCUGCCUUGUGUGUGCACCACGUGCGGAAAGGCCUUCUCCAGGCCCUGGCUGCUGCGCGGCCACAUCCGCACGCACACAGGUGAGCGCCCCUUCUCCUGCCCUCACUGCAACCGAGCGUUCGCUGACCGCUCCAACCUGCGAGCUCACCUGCAGACCCACGCCGAGGUCAAGAAGUACCAGUGCGGCGUCUGCUCUCGCACCUUCAGCCGCAUGUCGUUGCUGCAGAAACACAGCUCCUCGGGGUGCUGCUCUGCCUCGGCGUGAGACGCCCCCGGGGGCCGGAUGUGGUGGGACGGAAACCCCGAGCUCAGGAUGGUGGAGAACUGGUGGCCACGGAUUGGGAGACAUGAUCAUAGGAAGGAUCUCGUCUUCGCGUGGAUCUGAACUGUACGCGCCUCUUCGCUCUUUUGUGCGGUUUUGAAGCCGUCGGACCAAAUCUGAAGCGAAGUGACGCUGGACUCGAUAUCAGCCCCCUUUGUCGCCGUUGUGUGCAUUCCAAAGACCAAAUACGUGCUGAAGUCGUCGGGGUAAAAGGUGUUCUUUCCUGUUUCCGUCCUGGCGGCGGACAGCUCAGGAUCGCAGCCCAGAUACAGCUGCCGAGAGGUAGGGGUGCGUGGGUGGUGCGGACCCCUCGGCGGGCCCCCCCCGGACACGCACACACAAAAGCCAUGGCACACACAGCUGUCCCUGGUACGGCGGUGUCGACGGACGAGGUGCUAACAGGUGCUCCGGCAGUGACCUUCGCUGGCGGGCAGCAGGUGACGUCCAUCGGCCUCGCUUUGGAAUAUCGUCUUUGUCGUCUUAAGCCUCUAUUUUGACGACGCCCUUUAAUCCCACGAGUUAGGAAAUUGCGAUAAAAGUGCUGCACUCCAGGUUACCACAGUGUUAAUAAUAGCAGUCAAAGCCAUACGUGAAAUGAUUUGUUUUUAUCUUUUGUCUUUUUCUUUACCUCACUUCUAUUUGUGGCUUUCGUCAACGUUUGCAGUAUUCACACGGAUGAUGACAAAAAAAGGCUGGGACCAAAGAUUUGCAAAGUUUACACCGUGGAGACACGGUUGCCUAUUAAAGAUGAAUUUUUAAAAUGUCCUACACAUUUAUACGGCAGUGUUUUAUAGUGCAAUGUGUUCUUUCCAUUGUGUACCUGCUUGUGUGUUCACUACUUUGUGUAUGUCAAAUACCAUUCUGAUUUGCAUUCAAUAAAGUAAUUUAUGUUUAUUAAUACUGCUGUGGAUGGCGUACGCGGCCGCGGAGGAGGCGAGUCGUGCCGCACCUGCCGUGAUGUGGAAAUGAAAACAGUGCAUACGUUAUG
This is a messenger RNA of Doryrhamphus excisus (bluestripe pipefish), 2013 nucleotides long. RefSeq names its product snail family zinc finger 1a (gene snai1a). Gene Ontology annotation, biological process: regulation of DNA-templated transcription. Gene Ontology annotation, molecular function: RNA polymerase II cis-regulatory region sequence-specific DNA binding; DNA-binding transcription factor activity, RNA polymerase II-specific. NCBI's taxonomy places the organism in Eukaryota, Metazoa, Chordata, Actinopteri, Syngnathiformes, Syngnathidae. The record is from RefSeq and is a predicted model, not a curated record.